Messenger RNA from Durusdinium trenchii, 2169 nucleotides. Lineage: Eukaryota; Dinophyceae; Suessiales; Symbiodiniaceae. The record is from the annotation of a GenBank genome assembly.
AUGACAGACACGCAGAGAGAGGAAUGGAAAAGUAGCUACUUGACCUUCUGCGCAGAGAAAAGCGUUGCCAAGCCCAGCGCAGCGACUGCCGAAGCACCUCCUUCAGUUGAACCUUUGACAGCCACCCCACCAAAGGCCCAGCCUGCAGUUGAGCUGCCCAGCCCCCAGACUGGUGAGAAGCGUGCGCUCCAGCCUGCACAGAAACCGGAGGCAAGACCAAGAUUUGAGGAUCGCACACCCACACUUCAUGCUUUCGAGAAAAGGUGGGCUUUCUUGAAGAAAGAACUGAAGAAAGCAGGGCCUAACUCCGGGUUCUUCCUGCAAAGAGCUGCAGAUUUCUAUUUGCUCUACCUGGACGUGGUUCAUUUGCUUGAGCAGGGCGAGUGGGAUGGUAAGGUGACUAAAGCUGCAAAUGCCUUGCAAGCUUUCCAUGUCAAUAAAGUCAAGAUCGGCCGUGUGAGGAAACACCUGGCGGAAGCCAAGCAAGCUGGCGAGCAGAAUGUUGUGCCCAGGUGUUUUGCAGCAGGUCGCUAUGGCACUGGCAUGCUCACAGUUUCCCAGAAGCAGGAUCUGGUGACACACGUCACCCGCUGUGCGCAGAGCAACAAACCCCUGUCGGUUGCAGAUAUCAAGAAGUCGAUGUUCCGCUACUGGCUGUGCAACUGCAACCUGGUUGAGCCCAACAUGCCUGUGCCUUGGGGUGAUUACGAUGCCCAUGAGCGCUCCAUGGAUUACAUUUACAGGCAUUGGCGUGAGUGGGUUGACGACACCUACCCAGAUGAUUUCCAAAUCCGGCGGCGAUGUCUCAACGCUCGUCCUGCCGAGCAGGCGGCGAUGCUGACGCCGCAGGCUUGCCACCAGUUUCUCGACCUGUUGGAGGAGACGCUGGAUGAGUGCGGCUGGCGCCAAAAUGGUGCUUUGACAGAUGAAGCUGGAGUUGCCAUCUGGAACACAGAUGAGAAGGGCUUCGAAGCCCGAGAUUCUGGAAAGCUAAAAGGCCAGAAAGUCUUGGUACCAAAGUGCAUUGGUACGUCAGCAAGCGCUUCUGUCCAAGAAGGUUCUUUCGGCCAUAUCACCAUCCUUCCGUACAUGUCCUUGCGCGGAGACAUUUCACCACCAUCUGUGGUGGUGCAGGGCACCACCUUUUCAGAAGCCUGGGCUAAGAUUUGGCCGGAAGCUGCUGUGCGGGCCACGGCCAGAGGUUCGAUGACUGCAGAACUCUUUGUGGAGUUCACUUUGCGGUGGGAGCGCUAUGUAAGACAGGACUUGAAGGUAAGCCGUGACAAGGAGCUCAUUUUGCUUUUGGACAGCGGCGGUGGCUCACUUCUUCACCUCUCCCCUGACUUUACGCUGGCGUGCUUCUCAAAGAAGAUCCGUCCUCUGUUCUUCCCGCCAUACAGUACGUCGGCUCUCUGUCCUGCUGACCAGGCUCCCAACGCGCAAGCAGAAUUGCUUUGGGAUAAAAAGCGACGUGAUUCAAACCUCUCCCAUCUGGCGGCCCUCGACGUUGUCCAUGAAGUCUUCGACCAUGCCUACUGCUCAAAGUACAUUCGCUCAGGUUUCAAGACGUGCGGCUUGAUUACUGGACAACCAUUGGCCCGUGAGCAGAUCUUCGGGGAGAGAGGUGUUUCCUUGUUUCGCACCAUUGUUUCUGCGAAAGAGGUUGUCUUGCAGGCGCCUGAAAGCGAAGCUGUCCUACAGGCACCUAAGGGGUACCAGAGAGCUGAAGCGAAGGUGAAGUGUGAAGCUUGCGGGAAGAGAACACCUUCCAGCCUUCCAAAAUGUGGCUAUUGCGGGGGCGACAAUGCGGGAUACAACGCAGUACAAGAUUGCGUUUCCCAGGGCCUCAAGCACCAGGGCUACACAAAGAAAGUUCCUGCUGUAGUUGACACUGCAGCCGAGCUCUCCUGCAUAGAGCCGGCCGCAAAAGCGAACUUGGUGCGAUGGUCUGGAGAUCUCCUUGCAGAGAUGCGCAAGCGCAAGAACUCUGAAGAGGCUCAGGGACAACCCGCCACCAAGAAAGUGGCAGCAGAGUGUGCAUCUUCAGCUAGCGCGCUUCCGAAGGAUGUGCCGGCAUCGGAUGGGCCAGUCCAAGUGGAGCUUGAUUUGGAGGACCCAGCAGAUGCAGAGAAGUUUUUUGCUCAGCAAGUUCAAGCCGGAGAAGCGUGA